This is a messenger RNA of Penicillium antarcticum, 762 nucleotides long. RefSeq lists its product as uncharacterized. The coding region runs from base 1 to 762 and encodes 253 amino acids. The transcript is spliced from 3 exons. NCBI's taxonomy places the organism in Eukaryota, Fungi, Ascomycota, Eurotiomycetes, Eurotiales, Aspergillaceae. The record is from RefSeq and is a predicted model, not a curated record.
AUGGUAUUCUACGCAUACGCGGCGUCGGAUACCGACAUGAACGCGCGAUUUGUUAUCACGGCACCAUCGGUUGAGGUAGUUGACGAAUGGUUUCUUGACGCCCGUGCUGAUGGACUAGAAGCCACAAGACAUGGUCCUGAGCUCUAUACAUACAAGUAUUCCCAAGCUCAGUGGAUCUACGACUGGAGUAUCGGAUCGGGAACAGCCGCAACCAAGUCUAGCAGGAACAAAAUCUUUUUCACUAGAUUUAAUGAUGCUGCUGGGUUUCAACAGUCUAUGAUUCCAAACCAGUUUGCGCCCAAUCAUAUCUCUGGCAACACUUUCUACAUUCGAUCCAAGAGUAAGCCCAGUGUUUUCUGGAAUGUCGAUGAGAAUUUCGUCUAUGCCACACAGCUCGCUCGCACCAGAUUCAAAAUAUCCAUUCAAGGCGGAUCCAAGGGAGAUGUUAUGAUUCCAAAACACGAUAUUGUUAUCACUGCUCUCCUAGGAAAUCCCUUGAGAGAGUAUACGGUCUAUUGGAGUUCAGAGAACGCUCUGAAGACCGAAGCUGCUGAUGUCGGCGGUGGCGGCGCACUCGUUCCAGGCCCUGGAUACCCAUAUCCAGGCCAAGGCUAUCCAGGGUGGCCGCAGAUGAAUAUCUCCACCUUCAAGUUUGAGUCUUUUAAGAACUGCUUCAUUCCUAUUGGAAAGGACAUUGAGCAUAAUGACGCCAAGUUGGCCUUUUACAAAGAUGCUGGCGAGGAAUGGGAACUUGUUUCCUAA